Messenger RNA from Maylandia zebra (zebra mbuna), 1172 nucleotides. The record is from RefSeq and is a predicted model, not a curated record. Lineage: Eukaryota; Metazoa; Chordata; Actinopteri; Cichliformes; Cichlidae.
GAGUGUCAGUAGAUGAUCAGCAGAGGAAAGUGAAGCUGCUGUGAGCUGAUGUCCUGAAGGGCUUUUAAAGAGUCUCUGAGUUUGACAGGAACAUGAAGAUGUUUGUGGUGUUUGUGAUCCUCCUGCACGUUUCCCAGCAUGCCUCAGCUGUGGAGCUGCAUGAGGGGGACACGUUCAUCCUGCCCUGUCACGUCGACACUUUUAAUCUGACUAAAUCCACAGUGGUGUGGAGUCGCUCCGACCUCAGUCCUCCAACCGUCCACCAGCAUCAGCUUCAAGGAGACGAACUGAAAGAUCAAAACCAGCGUUACAGAGGCCGAACAUCCAUGAAGACUGACGCUCUGGAUACUGGAGACCUCAGCCUGAACCUAACCAACCUCCAACUGUCUGACAGCGCCACCUACACCUGCUCCGUCAGAGACUUUGGAGAUGAGCUGAGUCGGAGUGAUGUACAGCUGCAGGUCAAAGAACGGUUUCCAUCCUGGGCCAAAGCUCUCCUGAUUCUGCUGAUUUUUCUUUUGGUUUCUGGAAGUCUCAUAUGUUAUUUCCGUCAAUAUUAUAAAUCAGUUUAUAAGGUGGGGGUGAAUUCAGAGGUGGAGUCUGUCCAACUGAUCUGCAAAACCACAGUUUGCCUGCCUAAAGAUGCUAAAGUGGAGUGGAAGGAUGCAAACAACAGGAAGGUCCACAUGUAUGAGAAUGGCUCUGACCAGCCUGAAGAACAGGACGAUAAAUACAAGAACCGAACAAAGAUGAAGAGAAACUUGCUGGAACCUGGAGACUUCAGUCUGACCCUGAAACACCCCACAGACACAGAAACCUACACCUGCACCGUCCACAACAGGGAGGGAAACAUCCUGAUGAAGAAAGAAGUGAAUCUCACUGUCAGAGGCAAAAUUGGAGUGUUCCAGCAUGAGGUUGAGGGUGCUAACACCCUUACCUUCAAUAAGCCCUCUAUGGUCUCCGCCAUACCCUCCUCUGCCUCAGUCCCCCAAGUGGAGGUGGAGGAUGGGGUGGACUCUCUCCAGCUGCCCUUCAAUACCACAGGUCUGCUUGAAGAUGCUAUAGUGGUCUGGAAGGACGGGAAAUCCAGAAUGGUCCACAUGUAUCAGAAUGGCUCUGACCAGCUUAAAGAGCAGCACCAGUCUGACCCUGAAACAUCCCACGGACUGUGA